UGUGAGCUGCAGACUCUGCGCUGUCGCCGCCAUGUUGCCAGCAGCCGCUACCGUCAGCCUUUAGCUGUGCCUGUCUUCCCUUUCCCCCCUCCCCCUCUGCAUCUCCCUUCCUCGGCAACCCGAACCGGAGCCGCUAGCCGGAGACUGGAAAAGCCGCUGCGGAGUCAUCGACAGUAGGGAGCGGGCCCUUCCCCCGCAAGCUUUCCAGCCAUGUCCACCGUGGACGGUAAACAAUCCACCACCGAGCGGGCGGUUAAAUCUGUCCCGUUUCCCCCAACACAUCGGUUAACGUCCGAAGAAGUAUUUGACAAUGACGGGAAGCCUAGGGUGGACGUUUUGAAGAAUCACUUGAUAAAGGAAGGCCGUGUAGACGAGGAAAUUGCACUUCGGAUCAUUAAUGAGGGUGCUGCUAUUUUACGACGUGAGAAGACCAUGAUAGAAGUAGAAGCCCCGAUUACAGUUUGUGGUGACAUUCAUGGGCAGUUCUUUGACCUGAUGAAGUUAUUUGAAGUAGGAGGAUCUCCAGCAAACACAAGAUACCUCUUUUUGGGGGACUAUGUAGACAGAGGUUAUUUUAGCAUAGAGUGUGUGUUAUAUUUGUGGGUUCUGAAGAUCCUGUACCCCAAUACCCUGUUUCUUUUGAGAGGCAAUCACGAAUGCAGACACCUUACAGAAUAUUUCACGUUUAAGCAGGAAUGUAAAAUAAAAUAUUCAGAGAGAGUAUAUGAAGCCUGCAUGGAAGCUUUCGAUUGCCUUCCUUUAGCUGCACUUUUAAACCAACAGUUUCUUUGUGUACACGGGGGACUUUCGCCAGAAAUACACACAUUAGAUGACAUUAAGAAAUUAGACAGGUUCAAGGAGCCGCCUGCGUUCGGCCCAAUGUGUGACUUGCUGUGGUCCGAUCCUUCUGAAGAUUUUGGAAACGAGAAAUCACAGGAACAUUUCAGUCAUAAUACCGUCAGGGGAUGCUCUUAUUUCUAUAGCUACCCAGCCGUUUGUGAGUUUUUGCUGACCAACAACUUGCUUUCAAUCAUCCGAGCGCACGAAGCGCAGGACGCAGGUUACCGAAUGUACAGAAAAAGUCAGACAACAGGAUUUCCUUCACUAAUAACAAUAUUUUCAGCACCUAAUUAUUUAGAUGUCUACAAUAAUAAAGCUGCUGUAUUAAAGUACGAAAACAAUGUGAUGAAUAUCAGACAGUUCAACUGCUCGCCACAUCCGUACUGGCUUCCAAAUUUUAUGGAUGUCUUCACGUGGUCGUUGCCAUUUGUGGGAGAAAAAGUAACGGAGAUGUUGGUGAAUGUUUUGAGCAUUUGCUCAGAUGACGAGCUUAUGACUGAGGGAGAAGACCAAUUUGACGAACGACUCAUAUAUGGCAAUAAAAAAGUAGGUACAGCUGCAGCGCGAAAAGAAAUCAUCAGGAACAAAAUCCGGGCAAUUGGAAAGAUGGCAAGAGUCUUCUCUGUGCUCAGGGAGGAGAGUGAAAGUGUGCUGACGCUCAAAGGCUUAACACCUACUGGAAUGCUGCCCAGCGGGGUCUUGGCUGGAGGACGACAGACUCUACAAAGUGCCACAGUUGAGGCAAUUGAGGCUGAUAAAGCAAUACGAGGAUUCUCUCCGCAACAUAAAAUCUGCAGUUUUGAAGAAGCAAAGGGAUUGGACAGGAUCAACGAAAGAAUGCCUCCUAGAAAAGACACGAGGCAGCAAGACGGUAUUAAUUCACUAAACACAAACGCCAAGGAAAACAACGGGACUGGUAACAACAACACGCAGUGACCGCUUUGUGUCCGUUUACUCACAUCUUGCCUGAGAAGUCCUACUAGAUACAUGCUUUAUGACGUAACAGCUUCAAUAGCCAAGCGGGUCUGCAAGACUCUUCGGGGUCCGGGGAUAUGCAGCUGAUUCCUAUGUAUAAAUAAUGCUUUUCAAGAAAAAAAAGAAGAAAAGUGUAAUAUCUGGACAUUAUAUCGGCAUGUUUUGUAGCGGCCGCUAUCUUUGAAUCCCGGGGUAUUGGGCUGUUUUCAUGAAAGCACAUCUGGAGCCGCAUCUCGCGCUUAUCAUUGUUGACACUUAAGUUUACAAAAGGAAACCUUGUUUUUUGUUCACUAGAUACCUUUUUAGCUUAUUUUUCUCAGAAAAAAAAAAGAAUUUCAUCCCUCAAAGCUAUUUAUUUAUAAGACAUUUGUUUCUUAAAAAAAAAAAAAAAAAGUCUUUAAAAGAUAGAUUAGGAUCGUCUUAAAUAUGCCGAGGCCGCAACCUGUAUUUUAAAGUGUAUAAACCCCUGCCAAAAUAACGUUGGCUGUUCUAUGAUGCUGACCUCAGGUGUAUUAAGUUGAUGUUGCAAAUUUAUGUAUUAUACACACUGUAUUUUUUAGUUUAAGGCUUAUGAAAAAAUUUCUACAUAGGAACAUUUAUUACUUGAAUACAGAUCAAAAAAAAAUAUUUAAUUUCAAUACUUCCCCCCCCCCAAUUUGUGGAGAUUUUUUCAUCUGUUUAAAAUUAAAAAAAAAUAAAAUAAAAAAA
Messenger RNA from Spea bombifrons (plains spadefoot toad), 2523 nucleotides. It is a transcript of the gene PPP3CB, whose product is annotated as protein phosphatase 3 catalytic subunit beta. The transcript has 15 exons. Lineage: Eukaryota; Metazoa; Chordata; Amphibia; Anura; Pelobatidae. Bases 211 to 1776 code for a protein of 521 amino acids. Gene Ontology annotation, molecular function: calmodulin binding; calmodulin-dependent protein phosphatase activity. Gene Ontology annotation, cellular component: calcineurin complex; cytoplasm. The record is from RefSeq and is a predicted model, not a curated record. Gene Ontology annotation, biological process: calcineurin-mediated signaling.